This is a messenger RNA of Calliphora vicina (urban bluebottle blowfly), 3882 nucleotides long. It is a transcript of the gene Oga, whose product is annotated as O-GlcNAcase. The transcript has 9 exons. Gene Ontology annotation, molecular function: beta-N-acetylglucosaminidase activity. Gene Ontology annotation, biological process: glycoprotein metabolic process. Bases 170 to 3421 code for a protein of 1083 amino acids. The record is from RefSeq and is a predicted model, not a curated record. Lineage: Eukaryota; Metazoa; Arthropoda; Insecta; Diptera; Calliphoridae.
AUUUGCACACAUUCUUUUUCUUAGUUGAAAUUUAAAAUAAAAAAUAUUUAAAUAAAUAAUAAAUUGAUUAAAAACAAUUGAAAACAUCACCUGAAUUAAAGUGUGCUUCGAUAGAAUCAGCAAUUUCUUAAAAACUCUAGUGAGACAAGAGUCUAAAAAAGCAUUGAAUAUGGAAGAGUGUGAUGAAACUAAGGCAACUACGACGUCGAAUGCUCAGGAAAUUAGCGGUGGCAGUGCCAACAACAAUAGAGCUAAGGAACUGGCCAAAAAUGAACAACAAACGAAACCGGCGUUUAUAUGUGGGGUCAUUGAAGGUUUUUAUGGGCGUCCCUGGACAACGGAGCAGAGAAAGGAUUUAUUUAGGAAGUUGAAGAAAUGGGGUAUGGAUUCGUAUGUGUAUGCACCCAAGGAUGAUUAUAAACAUCGUGCUUAUUGGCGUGAAUUGUACACUGUGGAAGAGGCUGAUCAUUUGUCGGGUUUGAUAGCAGCCGCAAAGGAACAGGGCAUUACAUUUUACUAUGCCCUGUCUCCUGGUCUAGAUAUGACUUACAGCAGUCAAAAGGAAUUGCAAACUCUAAAACGUAAAUUGGAUCAAGUGAGCCAGUUUGGCUGCGGAGCGUUUGCCUUGCUUUUCGAUGACAUAGAGUCUGAGUUGUCGAAAUCGGACAAGGAAGUUUAUCAAACGUUUGCUAAUGCCCAGGUUUCUGUUACCAACGAAAUAUUUACUCAUCUUGGCAAUCCGAGAUUCCUAUUCUGCCCCACUCAAUACUGCAGUACACGUGCUGUGCCUUCUGUUCAUGAUUCUGAAUAUUUAAAUACUUUGGGUUCAAAGCUCAAUCAUGAAAUCGAUAUUAUGUGGACUGGCAGCAAGGUUAUAUCGAAAAUAAUUACUUUGGAAUCGAUUCAAGAGAUAACGGAAAUUCUAAGGAGACCACCAGUAAUUUGGGAUAAUUUACAUGCCAAUGAUUACGACCAGAAGCGAGUAUUUUUGGGUCCAUAUUCGGGCCGUUCACCUGAACUAAUACCGCAUUUACGCGGUGUUAUGACCAAUCCAAAUUGCGAAUUUCAUGCCAAUACCAUAGCCAUUCAUACGCUAGCGUAUUGGUCAAGAUGUAGUUUGGACUCGAAAAUAAAUAGUUCCAUAUCGGCGGAUAUUAAGUUGGAAACGGAAAAUGAUGAUGACACUGGCACCGAUGAUUUACCUGUUGAAUGCUGUUUAUCGAAGAAUAUCUAUCAUCCUCGCAUGGCUCUUAAAAAUGCUAUUGGCGAAUGGUUGCCCGAGUUUUUCAUAGAAAAAGAGGCCUGGGGUCCGAUUACAAAACCUCAGCCGGCUGUUACCAUGGUAAUGCCCAUCAUACCCAUUAUACCCUCUAUUAACACGUGCAUGAGUUUAACAACCACUACGACAACAUCUACCAAUUCCAAGACUGUUACAGUACCCCAAGUGAAUGCAACACAAUUGCAGGCCUUAGCUGAUGUCUGUAGCACUGUGAAUUCAUCGUCCGUCACUCCCAUAUCAAAUGCCGUCAUGAACUCUUUGGUCUCGCCCACCAAGGUAGUCACUAAUGAAGAUAUACUCAAUCCAAUAUCAUCAAAUAUUGCCUCAAACAUUGAGCUACCCAAAAAGAUUCCCAUCUCCAUCGUCUCGGUACCAAUAAUGGCCGCCAAAGAGGUGUCUGAUACCGAAAGUGAAGAUAUGCGUGAUACGGACAAUGAAGUUUCGCCCAUUAAACCAGAAGAUCUUGUUGGGAAGUCAGAAGUUCGUGCUCUCUUAGAAAGUAACGAUAAAGAAAUAUUACCAGAGGUGGUGGAUGAAGAGGAGACUGCUAAAGUCGACGAAAAAUUGGAAGAAGAUGUAACAAUAGAAGAAAAAGCAGCAGAAGCUGAUAAUUCUGGUUUGUCUAUAGAUGCCAUGGUGGACGACAAUAAUUUGAGUCCUCUCAGUACCGGCAAUGAGCCCAUGGAAUGUAGUAGUAGUGUCACUUCGCAGAUUUCACCUAAAGAAGAUGCCGGUAAAGUUUUGGCCGCAACAGCCAUGACAGAAGAUAUUGUAAUGGCUGAAACAGGUUCAAUAGGUGACGUAAAUAAUACAAUGCAAGUGGAAAGUCUAGAAUCAUCUCCAAUUUCAAAUGCCGAAAUGACGGAAGUAGAAAAAAUUCCUGCUGAGGCCAGUAAAAUGACUCCAGAGGAUUUAUAUUUAUUAUGCGAUCUGUUCUAUUUGCCUUUUGAGCAUGGCACGCGUGGCUGUAAAUUACUUAAUGAGUUUAACUGGCUCAAAGCUAAUGCUCAUGUACUGUUGGAUGAAGGUAAGUGCAAUAAUUCUGGCGGUGAAGUUGACACGCCCACAAAACCGGAAGUUGCUGAAUGGAUACAGAGAGCAGAAUAUUUCACCAAACUGUGCAAUUGUGUACAAGAGCUAUUGCGCAAGAUAGCUUUGUGUGACAAUAAAGAAAUUUGCCAUGAUUUGUUCUGCUAUGUAUGGGACAUAGCCGGAGCAUUAUCUUUGUUAAAUGCAUUUGUGAAGUGGCUGCGUUUGGGGCAUUUUCCGCCCAAUGUAUACAGCUAUACACAGGGCACGUAUACAUGGUUUAGCAAAGGUUGGAAGGAGGCCUUUAUGUCGGGUGACCAAGAGCCUUGGGUAUUUCGUGGUGGUCUUAUAGCCGACUUACAACGUCUCAUGCCUGUCGAUCAAGGUAAUGAUUUAUUUUUAUACAAACUGCCAGAAUUACCAACCACUGAUUAUCAUGUCAUGCGUCCCUUUACUCUCCUGGAUGAGUCCUCCAUUUAUCAAGUGUCUACAGAAGGGGUUUUAUCUCUGACCUCUCCGGUUGUUGAUAGUGAUCAAGCUCAAUUAGAAUUGUCCGAAAAUAUAAGAGAUCUUAUACCAGAUUAUUUAUUGGGUCCCUUCAUUACACUACAACCAGAGUUUUGUAUUGUUGCCACCGACAAUGCGGGCAAAAUUGUAGGCUAUGCAGCGGCUGCUUUGGAUUACCACACCUACUCGCGUAACACUGCCAUGUGUUGGAUGCCAGAAAUGAAAGAAAAAUAUCCCCAAAACCUACGUGAAGAUAUAAAUGCAUUUUCAAAAUGCGAAAAACUAAAUGAAAUGCUGGGCUCUAUGAUCAAGGAAUUUCAUGGUGAAUGUGAAUCGGCAUGUCCUACAGAAGUUAUAAGUUCUUAUCCGGCAGUUAUGACGUCGAUUGUGUUAUCCAAUUUGCUAACUCCCGAUUAUGGUGUGGGUAAACGUUUAAUAACCGUGUUAUUAGCCACAUUGAGGGCAAAUGGUUGCUUUGGUGUUCAUGUGCGCUUAUCAAGUAAAGAUUACAGCCUACCCCUGGUACAAUACUAUUUGAAACUGGGCUUCGGCGAAAUUUAUCGCGAUGAUGUUGAGAAUUUCAUUUAUUUUGGCAGACGUUUUUAGCAGAUGCAGUGUAUAGAUUUACCCACACAAAAAAUAUAAAUAGUAUUUAACACACACACACACACAAAAUUGGUUAUGUAGCUUAUCAGAAAAAAAUUGAGAAUCUCUUGUAUUAGAACAAACCAAUUGGCAAACAGCUUAGUUUUGCUUCCUUCAUAACAUUAAUAUCCUAUUUUUACUUAAUUCUAUCCCGUACUGUGUUAGUAGUCCUGUGUAUUAUUUUCAUUUUUACGUUAACUCAAAAAAAACGUAUCGUCGUCUGUUUACAAUUCUUUUUUUUUAACGUAGUAUUUAUAUCAUUUUAGAUAUUGGUGUUCUACUAGGACAUUAAUCUUUUUUACAUUUUAUAUAUUUAAAAAUAUUAUAUCAAACGUUUUUUGCAAUGUCUUUUUGUCGGCCGUCAAAAUAUGCAUUUAAUUACUUUUUUAUUUUUCCAAAAAAUAAAAACUACAAAAAAUGUA